Ceraceosorus bombacis is the source of this 3178-nucleotide messenger RNA. Lineage: Eukaryota; Fungi; Basidiomycota; Exobasidiomycetes; Ceraceosorales; Ceraceosoraceae. The record is from the annotation of a GenBank genome assembly.
AUGACGUCUCAGCAACCUAAUCAGUCAUCGGUGGACCUGUCUACUUUGCCCUCCUACUCGUCCAGCUGGACACACCCGCUGCGUUUGACCACCUGUUUAGCGGUGCAAUACUCUUCUCGACGUUUGACAGAACGACUCAAAGCUCUGGAAAGCGGGUCUACCAGUCAGGAUCGAGGUGGGUCAACAUCACAGGAUGAGGAUUUCUCGUUGGGCGUCAGUCUGGAGAACGACGUCAAAGAACUGAAUCUGGGAGAUGAUGCGGCAGAGAGCGGGCGCAUGACCAGCAAAGAGCAGAGCUGGGCUGCCGAGAGGAAGCGCCGCAGCAAACAAGUCUUGCGAGAGGAUUGGGAGGACUACUGUGCCAGGGUGAGUGUUGAAUGAGACGGACGCGCGUGCUUGAGCGUCCUCUACGAUGAGCUGGAGAAGCUGAAAUUCUAUCUUUCGUACGCUCAAAGUUCUUGACUGCGACCUGCCAGCACCUUGGCAUCUCAGAAGAGAUCUUGCCGCGUGAGUGUAGAUCUGAACGGAGCCACGCCUGUGCACAGGCUCAUCCCCAACAGCGUUGUCGUCUUUUCCUUCUCAGCUGGCGAUACGUAUCUCUCAGACAUUCUGGACGCCUCGAGGGGUCGACCAGUGAAGCUUGCCUCGGAUGCAUCAGGCGCUACAGAAGCAGAACCGCAAGCAGCAGAGCACGAAACUGGAAGCUCUCGCGAAUGGGCGACGAAGCACAACACCAAGUCACAGUCCACGUCUACCGAGCCGAGCGCCUCAGACACCGCAGAGCAGGUUCAGAAUGGCUCGACAAAGGCAGAUGGCGUGGACGAAGAGGCCGUUCGGGAAAUGGAAGAGGAAGCGACCACGACGAACGAGCAGCUGGCCGAAGUGUCCAAGCUGGUCUCUUCCGUACAGCGAGGUGAAGGAGCUUUGACGGAUAAAGCCGGGCAAGGCAAGGACGUCGAAGUUGUCCAUGAUCUGCUGCUCGUCGCGCUAGGUCUCGGACAGUACCGAGCCUCGGAUGGUGCCACAACUCUGUUCGAGAGCGAUAGUGUGUUUGAUCCUUUUGAGCCCAAUGCAGGCUCUGAAGCCAAAGACACGCACAGACCAGCAGGAGACAGACACGCUGAAGAAAAAGAGCAAUACGCUUCACAUGAUACCGAGAAGAGCAUACAUGCGCUGGCUACUGGAGAUUCUACGCCUUCACCACUACCAAUCCCAGAGGCGUCCGCACCUCAGCAAGACGCCACGAAUGUCGGCGCCAAAACCUGGAGCGCGAUCAGUGGCGGAGCAAAGACAGGUUGGCGAGGUGUUUCGGGCGCAGCCAGAGAUGGAGCCAGCUUUGUGUCCUCUGGAGCUAAAACCUUGAAAUCUAGCGCCGCUGACAAGGCGGAGGAGGCUCAAAUUGGGGAGAGAAAGUCUGCGAAAAAGACACCGACCAAGCCGAACGAUCCUUUCCGAUAUGAUGCAAGGGCCCGAGCGGUAAUUUGGGUUGCCGCGCUCUCUAUGGGUAUCGAGACACGGGAAAUCACCGGCGCAGAAAAGGUGAUGGCUCAGAGUGUAUACUUUAUCAUGGAGCAAGGUCGAUCGAGGGCUCAGAAGGAGGGCAAGAGCGAUCCUCUGGUCGAAGCCAACAUGCUGAAAGCUGCAAGUAGCUCUUCAACGAGCGACGAAGCUGCUAGCGCUCGGAAAGACUGGAUGAACAGAGCUUCAGAACAAGCCGUAACAAAGGAAAAGUCGAAGGCGAAUUGGGGAAAGUGGGCUGCCACUGGUGCUGGCUUCGCUAUAGGUGGUGUGGCUAUUGGACUGACGGGUGGACUCGCAGCUCCUUUUGUCCUUCCGGCUCUGGCAGGACUCACCGGCGUGGGCUUUCUCGCGACCACCGGUGGAGUAGUUAUGAUGGGGACGCUUUUGGGUGCGUUGACAUCUGAGAAUGCGGAUCAUGUCAUGGCUCAGAUUCGCUGAUGAAUUUCUACGCCUCAGGUCUUGGUGGGGGUGGACUCGCAGGAUAUCGCAUUACUCGGCGGUUGAGAGGAGUCUCAGACUUUGCCUUUUCCGAAAUCAGCUCAAACGCUGCGCGCGAAGCGGGCUUAGCAAUCCCUUCGCUCAACGCGACAAUCUGUGUCAGUGGUCUCAUCCUAGACGAGAGACAGCAGACGGGCAUUUGGGCCGACGCAUUGAGCGAACCGAAUACGCCCGAAGAAGUGGCGCCGCGAUCCGGCAAGGAUCAAGAGGCUGACGAUGAGGCGGCAAAUAGAAGGGUGAAGGGGUCCGAAGAUGCCGACAUCUUUGCAGUCGAGUGUGAGAAGCAGGCCAUGGCUGAAGCAGGGCGUGGCUUGAACACCUACACUCGAGACGCGCUCAUCAGGACUGGUGCGAGCCAAGGUGGUCAAGCUGUUCUGAAAACCACUGCUUUGGCUGGUCUGGCAGCCAUUACGUAAGUAGCUCUGGCACCUUUGUAAUCUCUCCUCUUGCUCACCAUCUUGUGUUAUGCAGCCUCCCACUUACGGUCUACUCGGCCGCUUCAGCUGCGCUGGACUCGUACUUUGUUCGCGCCAAAACCCGCUCUCACAAAGCUGGUUUGUUACUGGCCGACGUUCUCAAGGACAAGGUGCAGGGAGAAAGACCAGUCGUGUUGAUCGGCACUUCCUUGGGUUGCACCACCAUCUUGACCGCUUUGCUCGAGCUCGCUAAAGAACCCGACAAUGCCAAGCUCGUCAGCGAUGUCUUUCUCAUCGUGAGUUGACUUGGUGGCGUUCAGAGACCAGAGUGCGCUCAUGCCCGUUGCUGCACUUUCCCUCGUAGGGCGCACCCAUCACACCGUCGCUCUCGGAGCUCAAACAAGCCCGAAGCAUCGUCUCUCGUCGAUUUGUGAAUGCCUUUUCUUCUAAAGACAUGGUUAGUGCGCAUCUUCCUCAUCUUUGAGUGUCACGGGGCCGCUGAAUUUCGAGACUUGCACCCCGAUCAGGUCUGCUCUAUCGCUGCCUACCUCGGCUCUACGUUUAGCCUGGAGGACGUCAAGUCAGGUCGAAUUUUGCCACGCGUAUUGGGUUCCAGAGCUUGCCUUGGCGUGCCCGGACUCGAGAAUGUCGACAUUGCGGAUCUGGCACCUGGGCAUUACGACUUGCUCGCGCCUGGUGUCCUCGCUCAAAUACUGGAGCGGCUUGGGGCUCUGACGGACUGA